Messenger RNA from Apis mellifera (honey bee), 3153 nucleotides. Its product is annotated as tumor protein D54. Gene Ontology annotation, cellular component: cytoplasm. The transcript is spliced from 6 exons. The record is from RefSeq and is a predicted model, not a curated record. Bases 30 to 1136 code for a protein of 368 amino acids. Lineage: Eukaryota; Metazoa; Arthropoda; Insecta; Hymenoptera; Apidae.
AAAAAAAAAAAAAGAUUCAUCGCGUUGACAUGAAAACCGAUAUGCCGGACAUCAAGCAAGGAGAGGUAAAAAUUGAAAAUCGUCGGGAACCAUCGAAACAAGGUUCGAGAUCGAGAGUGUGUCAGGAGCAUGAUGAGCAGGACUGUCUAAGUGAAAAUGAACACGAGUUCGAAUCGCUGGAGUACGAGGAGGAUGUAUAUUAUUCGAAUUUAACAGCAACGCCGAGUUUCGAUGACAUUGAUGAGCUCAGCGACGACGUGGACGAGAUCGUUGUCCAUUGUUGGCGGGAUUCGAACGGUGAUAUAGACGAGAUCGUGGUGGACGAUGCAAAUUUGUCGGUGGAGACGCAGUUUUUGACCAAUGACGCCGAGGACGGCGCCACUAAUCGAGACCAGAAGAAGAAAAAGAAAUCGGUUCGAGUGAUAUUCCAGGAUUUUUCGAAGCCGUACCUGGCCAAAAUUAGCAACAGUCAAAAUUACAAGAAGUUCCUCGAAUUGGUAAAAGGAGAAGACGCCAGUCUCCAUUCAGCUGGUUACAUUUCGCCAACGUCAGAUAACGUGGUGAACGAAUUGCAAGGACUUUCUUUGGAAGAACAGAAUCGUCAAAAGGCGGAAUGGAGUGCAGAAUUGGCCAAAGUGGAGGAAGAGAUUCAAACCCUGAGGCACGUGCUGGCGAACAAGAUCAGAGUCUCUCAAGACUUGAAGAGGAAACUGGGUAUCAGCGUUUGGAAGGAGAUCACUGAUGAUAUGAAUCAAGGGUUGAAAAACGUUAAGGAGAGUCAAGUUUAUCAGAACGUCGGCGAGAAACUCGGUCAGAUCACCAAGGCAGUCACCGACAACAGUUUAUUCCAGAAGACGGAGUCUGUGUUCAAGACAACAGCUGAGAAGACGACCAGCAUUCUUGGCGGUUUCGGCAGUGGAUUAUCCAUGAAGCUUGGCCAGAUGCGUAAUUCAGACAGUUUUCGUUCAUUGGAGGAACGAGUUGGAUCUGCCUAUGAGAACAUGAAGACAAAAGUUGUGCCUUCAAGAUCCAACUCGAUGCAGAGUUUCAACGAGAUGCUUCGAGACACCGACUCGUUACGUUCUGCACCAACAGCAACUAGCCCGACCAUUCCUGAGGAUAAACUUCUGUCUUAGAGUUGGGCCUCUCAAUUCUACAUCGAUUUCUGCCUCUUCUCUGCGUAACAUGCUGAUGCGUCGUCGAUCCACGAUGCCGGUUGUUUCGCCCUAUGCUACUCACUAUCACUUUCCACCUGCGUAUUGCUAUGCGAUGUCAUAUAAUCGAUCAUCUAUUAAAAAAAGAACAAAAAAAAAAAAAAAAAAAAAGAAAAGGAAAAAAAAAUGAAAUUGUGGAAAAGAGCAAAAAGAGUUGGCUUCGCGGAACUCGAUUAUAAUGUGGUACAACUCGGAUGAUUCGUGUCUUUUGGAUGUCUCCUCGUGUGCACAAAAAUUGUGUAGGACAUUGGACGUUGUUGAAAUUGAUAAUUUGAUGCAACUUGACGCUUCUUUAAAAAACUACUCAGUAAGUUGCACAAUAAAUCUCUAUUGAAGCGAAAGAUAAUUUAUGAUAUAUAUUUAUUUCUUGUUUUUUUUUUUUUUUUUUUUUUUUCUAUUCUUUUUGUUCUAUUCUUUCUAGCUUUUUUUUUUUAUCUAUAUAUACAUAUAAAUUGAUUUUUAACGAUUGUUGAUUGGAACUUGUGUGUAAUUUUAUAGACAUGAAAUCUUGAUGAUUUUUUGAUAUUGUUAUUAUUAUUAUUUUUUUUUUUUUCGAUUCGAAAAAAAGAUGCAAGGAUUUUUGUACUGAUUAAUUAAUUCAUAGAGUUUUGAUUUUUGUACAUGAUGACAAGAGCUUGUAUCAGAAAUUUGCGUUUCCUCUAACGAAGAAGAUCAUGUUACCCAAGAAGAUGGCAAUUAAUUUUUCCUUAUUUUAUCGAACUUAUUUGCACUAUGGCGCAUUUUUUAUAACGCAUAAUAUAAUAUAUCGUUGAUACGUACCUUAAUGUUUCAACCUGUUUUUUGCACCACGAAUUUGUGAAUGUAGGGCACACACGCUUUGAAGAUAGAUAUUUUAACUCGGUGGCGUUUCCUCCCCGGACCUUAUUUACAUACUGGACCUCGAUUAAUAUAUAAAACAUCUGAAAUGGUAUUACCUCGAUGUAUUCCUAUGACAUACGAAUUCUGACUAUCAAUAUUCUUCGAUAAGACUCGUGCUUCGACAAUACUAUCUAUUUUCGUGUGAUAACAAGAGGAUCCAAUCCUUCUUUAACAGUUCUUUGAAAAUUAGCGCGGUAACAUUUCUAGAUUAUUCCUGGAUUUAAUUUAUGCGGGACACAGGUAGCUGCCAUUAUCUUCUUAAGAUUCUUAAAUUUAUCCUAAAAAAUAUAUAUAUAUUUAUCUUCAUACGUUAUUAAACGUCUUUAUAAUUAUAUCGUAAAAAACAUUUUAUAACUCGUUACAUUUAACUUAACAAAACGAUAUCAAUUUUAAAAAAAAAAAUGAUAUAGCAAUUAUGAUCAUGUUUUAUUCGAAUUGAUAUCUUUUAUCGUUGUAAAAAAAAAAAAUUAUAAAUUAUAAAUUCUAACUUGACAUUGUUAUUCAGUGAAAAAUCAAAUUCUUCGUCGAUGUGCUUUAACAAUUAUAUGUGUAUUAACGAGAAUUGUUUUCGUUUUGAAGAGUUUAUGAAGGGUCUAUGGAUGGUUUAGAAGUAGUAGUCAAUGGAAGAACGAGGCUUCCCGUGUUCCCGUGAUCAUUGAGCCUUACGAAUGACUUUCAAAAAAAAAAAGAAAAAAAAAUAAUGAAUAAAUAAAUAAAUAAAAAUAAAAGAAUCGAAUUAAAUGCAAAUUGACUAGGAAAGCGAAGAAUAUUUUUUAUUACGCUCUAGAAUGAAAAUUAAAUGGCGCGGAUGCGCGAUGACCAGAGCGCGUUUGUUUAACAGAUGUGUACUAAACUUUUAAGGAAUCGGAUGCAAUUAUAUAAAUACACGUUAUAUAGAUACACUGAUACACAAAGUAUUUUCAUCAUAUUUAAUUACGUUUAUCUAUCAUUGAAACUCGAUUUAAUGAUCCUUUUGAUGAAUCAUAAAUCUGCGCUCAUGUCGUCAUCGACAGCCUGCUACAUGAUCUACUUGUUCAUAUUGGUGAAUAAAUAAUUAUUU